Messenger RNA from Cajanus cajan (pigeon pea), 1686 nucleotides. Its product is annotated as zinc finger (C3HC4-type RING finger) family protein / BRCT domain-containing protein. The record is from RefSeq and is a predicted model, not a curated record. Lineage: Eukaryota; Viridiplantae; Streptophyta; Magnoliopsida; Fabales; Fabaceae. Gene Ontology annotation, molecular function: metal ion binding.
UUCAUCUUCGUUUCGAAAAUUCAAUUUUCAUUUACCGCCAAACGCUAUCUCACUCACUGCCAUGGAAGCAGAAGAACACUUUCAAUCUCACGCUUCUUCGGUUGAAGGCAUGGAAGAAGUGGUGGCAACGGUAAGCGGCUACCAUGGCUCCGAGCGAUUCAAUCUCAUUAAGCUGAUUUCACACGCCGGCGCCAAUUACGUUGGCGCAAUGUCGAAAUCUAUAACGCAUCUGGUGUGUUGGAAAUUUGAAGGAAAGAAAUAUGAUAUUGCACGAAAGUUUAGAAUUCUAAUAGUUAACCAUCAAUGGAUUGAAGACUGCAUAAAAGAAGGAAGGCGUGUUCCAGAAGAUUCUUAUACAUUGCAAAGUGGACAUGAAGUAGGGCCAUUGUUAUUGGAAGUUCCCCUCAUUGUUCGAUCCAGUAGCUUGACAAAGAAUAAACUGGUCAGUGACAAGUUACAUGAUAUUGGCUCUGGAAGGCAAAAUACCAACUUCAAUUCUGGAGCUUCCGGAACUUAUGUUUUAGAAGAUUCUUGUUUAAUGAAAAAGCAUGAGGAGUCAAGUUCAUAUUCGUCUAGACUGUCAAGGAAAGGAAAAAGGGAUAUUUGCAAUGGUGAGGGAGCCAGUACUGUGGCUGGACCUUCUCGUAAAGGAAAAAGACUUGCAAGAAAUCUUGUUGAUGAAGUGGUGUUGGAACCUUCAAUUUUGGAUUUAAGCCCAGAUGACCGCUUUUUUAGGAUGGAUAGACUGCAAACUGAUGCUGCAGCUACCUCUAGCCUUUCUGGUGGUGUCAACAAUAACAUUAUUCUAGAAAAUGGUGAAGGUCCUGAUGCUGGAUUAAGUAAUCAAAGUAGAACUAUCGAUGGAGGUUCAGAUAAUAUUGAACAGAUCAGAGAACCAAAUCAUAUAUCUACACCUAGAAAUUCAAAUUUGUUUGUAGAAGAUCCCCUUCCUAUGACACGAACAUCAAUUGAUUUAUGUUCCAGUGAUGAUGAAAAAUUCACGGAUGGUGAUCAGAUUGAUAAUGUUGCAGGCUUACCUACUUCAACAGAAUUGUCAUGUGUUAUAUGUUUCACAGAUUUCAGCUCAACACGGGGGAUUUUGCCAUGUGGGCACCGAUUCUGUUUUCCAUGCAUCCAGAGUUGGGUUGAUCAUAGGACUAAAAUGGGAAAAACAUCAACCUGCCCUUUGUGCAAGGCACGUUUUGUGAUGAUUAAGAAAGUUGAGCAUGCAGCCACUGCUGAUCAAAAAGUGUACUCCCAGACAAUCCCAUGUGACAAUUCAACCUCGGAUAUUUUUAUCCCCAUGGAUCAAGAAUUACAAGUUAAUAUGUUUGAGUUCUCACAGGUAGGCGCCUGUGUAGUUUGCCGUGGUCGAGAACCAGAGGAUCUCCUUGAGAGUUGUGAUGUUUGCCGGUUUCGAAAGAUCCAUUCCUAUUGCAUGGACCCUCCUCUACGGCCAUGGACUUGCACUCCCUGCAAGGAACUUAGGAAUGUUUAUCGUAGUAACCACUCAUAUUAGUGUGCAUCUUUUUAUUCAGUGCAACUCUUUGGAGUCCCAACCAUGUCACCUGAUGAAAUCCAUUGUGAUAUGCUGCAAAUCUAAAUCCAAACUCUACUCGUUGCAUUUUUAAAUGACUUAAUUCUCAACAAUAAAACUAUGAAAAUGUUAACUAUGAUUGGAUUGCU